Daucus carota subsp. sativus is the source of this 1215-nucleotide messenger RNA. RefSeq names its product putative glycosyltransferase 7. Gene Ontology annotation, molecular function: galactosyltransferase activity. The transcript has a single exon. The record is from RefSeq and is a predicted model, not a curated record. The coding region runs from base 1 to 1215 and encodes 404 amino acids. NCBI's taxonomy places the organism in Eukaryota, Viridiplantae, Streptophyta, Magnoliopsida, Apiales, Apiaceae. Gene Ontology annotation, cellular component: trans-Golgi network; endosome; membrane.
AUGAAAAAACAAACGAUAGCAUGGCCUUAUGGCAACAACAAAAACAAAGUUCGAACAUGGCUGUCUUGUGUAAUAGCAGUCACAGGGGCUCUACUUCUUACCGCUUGUGUUUAUUACUCUAGAAGCAGUGAUGAUUAUUUAUCCAGUCACACAUUUUACGACGAUCCGAAUUUGAGCUAUUCCAUCGGAGAUGAGACCGAAAACUGGGACGAAAAACGAGCUCAGUGGCUGAACCUUCAUCCUUCGUUUGUCACGGCAAAUCGUGUCCUGUUGUUGACAGGAUCACAACCCUCACCCUGCGAAAGUGUCAUUGGUGAUUACUUUCUUCUAAGGCUUUUCAAAAAUAAAGUUGAUUAUUCUCGAAUUCAUGGCUACGAUAUUUUCUACAAUAAUGCCUUCCUUCACCCCAAGUUGGACCAACAUUGGGCUAAACCAGCUGCGAUUCGUGCCGCGAUGUUAGCCCAUCCGGAAGCCGAGUGGAUUUGGUGGGUGGACGUGGAUGCUGUCAUAACGAACAUGGAGUUUACGAUUCCCCUGGAGAAGUACAAGAAUCACAAUAUUGUUCUCGACGGGUUGCCUGAUGAAAUUUUCGGAAAACGUAGUUGGCUCGGGAUUAAUUCUGGUGUGGUACUAUUCAGGAACUGCCAAUGGACCAUGGAGUUUCUGAACGCGUGGGCUGCGAUGGGUCCAAUGACCCCGGAUUCCGAUAGCUGGGGCAAGAUUUUCCAAUCGACCUUCACGGAUAAAACGGAUUCAAAAUCAACAGACCAGUCGGCUAUAGGUUAUAUGUUGUUGAAACAGUAUGAUAAAUGGGGCAGCAAGAUUCACCUGGAGCAUGAGUAUUGUUUCCAAUGUUAUUGGGGGAUGGCUGUUGAUUGGUUUCCAAAUGCGACCAAAACUUACGCGACUAUUGAGAAGAGCGCAAGUGAACUGAGGAGGAGGCACGCAGAGUUGGAGACGCAGAGUUAUGGCGAAUUGAGAGAAAAAUAUUUGAAGGAAGGUGGCUAUGAGAAAAAAACAGGGAGAAGGCCAUUCAUCACACAUUUUACGGGGUGUUCGCCGUGCAAGGGAAAUCAUAAUCCGAUUUAUGAUGGAAAUUCGUGCAGGGAGGGGAUAGAAAAGGCUCUUAAUUUCGCGGAUAAUCAAGUUCUUCGAAAUUUUGGGUUUGUGCGUCCAGACUUCUUGAGUGCUUCCUCGCCGGUUUCUCCUAUAUAA